Molecule: messenger RNA, 811 nt
Organism: Cherax quadricarinatus
Lineage: Eukaryota; Metazoa; Arthropoda; Malacostraca; Decapoda; Parastacidae
Source: RefSeq, a predicted model, not a curated record
ACCCUUGAUUUUCCCUAUCAUUGGGAACCUAAAACCUGUUAUAGUGGCAGAGGAUGUUCGUAAACUCUGUAAUACAUAUGGCGACAUCUUUAGAAUGAGAGCUGGAUGUGUAGAUAUGACUUUCAUCUGCAACUUCAAACUGGUGAAAGAAGCUUUCUCCAAGAUAGAAUGUACUGACCGUCCCCAGUGGAAGAACAUUCAUUUUCUUACUGAUGGAAAAGAAUCAGGAGUAAUAUUGACCAAUGGAGAACAGUGGCAAAAUGCACGAAGGUUCUUGCUACGUAACCUGAGGGACCUGGGUAUGGGCAAGUCUUGUCUGGAAGCUGUCAUACAGGAGGAGGCACAGAUGCUGGUCAAUGAUUUCCGAAAAUAUGAUGGCAAGGAAGGUCAUCUGCCCAAGUCUAUCAACAUAGCAGUUCUCAAUGUUAUCUGGCAACUAGUAGCAAGUCGUCGCUAUGAGUUGGACGACAAAGAAAUCGGUUCCUUUAUUGCGCUUCUAAAAUCCUUCCAAGAAGACAUCACUGGUUUAUUUCUACCAAUAUUCUUUCCUAUACUAAAUUAUCUUCCAAGAUUUCUCACAAGAAAACUUCUUAGUCUUGAAUUAAUAGACAAAGUAAAACAGAACGUCUUAGAGCUCAUGGGGGGUAUUAUUGAGUCUCACAAAGCCAAAUUGGACCCCAGCAACCCACGUGACAUCAUCGAUAAAUAUCUUCUUGAGAUGGACAAGAAAAGUGAAAUUGCUUCAUUUUUCAGUGGUAUGUAUCACCGAGGAGGAAUUUCUCUCCAGCAACCUUAGCAUUUUUGUAUUUGC